AUGGGCAGAAGUAACCCAAGUCGCCGGUCAAACUCACAGUGGCCGGAAUUUCAAGAAAUUUUGGAGCUAAAAUUCACAGCAAUCGAAGGUCGGACAAAGCCUACUCCAUGCCAAGAAAUACCCUCUAUGGCGAGCUCGCGUGAGAGAGCAAGGAAGAAGGACCCUAAUGUUCCACUCCUGUCAAUCGCGGCAUUCAAGCCCACGCGAAUUAAAUGA
Messenger RNA from Prunus armeniaca (apricot), 216 nucleotides. NCBI's taxonomy places the organism in Eukaryota, Viridiplantae, Streptophyta, Magnoliopsida, Rosales, Rosaceae. The record is from the annotation of a GenBank genome assembly.